Messenger RNA from Mixia osmundae IAM 14324, 1419 nucleotides. RefSeq lists its product as uncharacterized. The transcript has 3 exons. The coding region runs from base 104 to 1372 and encodes 422 amino acids. Gene Ontology annotation, molecular function: FMN binding; oxidoreductase activity. Lineage: Eukaryota; Fungi; Basidiomycota; Mixiomycetes; Mixiales; Mixiaceae. The record is from RefSeq and is a predicted model, not a curated record.
CAUCGAUCGAAAUCUCAUCUCUGUCCCACAUCAUGUCAUGGUCCACUCUUUCUCCUUAUACACUUUGCCUCGUCUCGUAGGGUCAGAUCCAAUCAUCAGAAACAUGGCCGACAUAAGCUCGCAACUUUCGCUUCCUCACUCCAAAAAGAUCGCAACAAACCGCUUGCUCAAGGCAGCGAUGACAGAACAUCUUUGCGCGUACAACGAGAUAGACAUGUCGCAAUCAGGUCGGCCUACGCCAGAAUUGAUUGAGCUGUACCGCGUUUGGGGAAAAGGCGUGCCGGGCAUCAUCGUCACAGGCAACAUCAUGAUCGACCGCGAGCAUCUUGAGCAUCGCACCAACGCGAUCAUCGAUGAUAGAUCAGACAAUUUUGUGCCGGACUACGCAAAGGUGGCCGAAGCAGCAAAAGCCAAUGGAUCACUCAUCAUCGGCCAGCUCUCACAUGUCGGUCGCCAGUGCAGCUCCGACAUACAAAAGCAUCCUGUUGCGGCUUCAGCUGUCCAGCUGCCGGCUAAUGCCAUGCAUUCUUACGAAAUGCCAACGGCGCUCGAGCAAGCGGGCAUCGAUAAGAUCAUCGGUCAAUUUGCUCACGCAGCCCAUGUUUUGUACAAGGCCGGUUUUGACGGCGUCCAACUUCACGCGGCGCACGGCUAUCUUCUGAGCGGUUUCCUGUCCAAUCGUACGAACAAGCGCCUCGACAAGUAUGGCGGCAGCUUGGAUAACCGUGCUCGCCUCCUGCUCGAGGUCAUCGCCGCCGUCAAGGAACGCAUCGGCGAUUCGGACUUCUCGAUCAGCGUCAAGCUCAAUUCGCAAGAUUUCGUAGACGAAGGGUUCACCGAGGCAGACUCAGCCGCCGUCUGUCAUAUGCUCGAUCAAGCACAAGUAGACUUUGUCGAAGUUAGCGGAGGGAGCUAUGAGAAAUCCGGCUUCAAUCACAGCCUACAGCGCGAGUCGACCAUCAAGAGAGAAGGCUAUUUCAUUGCGCUGUGCGAGCAGCUUCGGCCCCAAAUGCGCAACAUGCGGUGCGUCUUGUAUACUCGACAUAGCUCGACUGACGUACAAGUCAGACUUGUAUGCACAGGCGGCUUCCGAACGGUGGGUGCAAUGAACGCCGCUCUCGCAAGCGGCGCGCUCGAUAUGUGCGGCAUCGGGCGACCUCUCUGUGCCGAGCCUCUCCUGGUCGAUCAUAUGAUGAAAGGCCAGACGGAAGCAGCUAAGGCAAGCCUGCUGCCUAAUGUGCCUGGCCUGCCUAUCAUCGCCGGCACACUGCAGCUUCAGCAGAUUGGCAGAUGUCAGCCCAUCCUCGAUCUCUCGCAGCCUGCCCAUGUCGCUGGCUUCAUUACUAAGCUCAAGGCCAUGCAUGCAUCUUGAAGGAGUGUGGAAGACUGCAUUGCAUUACACAUCCUGACAUGCUCAGG